Messenger RNA from Anastrepha obliqua, 1197 nucleotides. It is a transcript of the gene ro, whose product is annotated as homeobox protein rough. The transcript is spliced from 4 exons. The coding region runs from base 1 to 1188 and encodes 395 amino acids. The record is from RefSeq and is a predicted model, not a curated record. Gene Ontology annotation, molecular function: DNA binding; DNA-binding transcription factor activity, RNA polymerase II-specific. Lineage: Eukaryota; Metazoa; Arthropoda; Insecta; Diptera; Tephritidae. Gene Ontology annotation, biological process: regulation of DNA-templated transcription.
AUGCUUCCGAUUAAUCAAAAUCAAACGCCUUUGCCGCAACACCAACAACUUAGUAAUAAGAUUUCUACGACGACAGAUGUGGUCACCAAUGGUAAAACUCCACACAAUCGUCCAUCGUCGCCGCGUCAAUUUUUUGAACGUCUUUACGGCCAUCUCGAAACGAAUGAAACUGCAUCGAAUGCUGAUCGAAGUGCCAGUUCGACACAAAAUUUAGUUUCAAGUGAAAGUGAUAAAAAUUGUGUCACCGAUUUGAGUGCAACAGUUUGUGAUACCACUUAUCAAAGCGAUGAUGGCAGUCUCUCCUCGCCGGAAAUAUCCAUCAACGAUGAGAGAUCAACAAAUGCCUGUUCGACGUAUGAUCCCUACGGAGCGCACGAAUAUAAUAAAGCUUGCUAUGACACAAGGACGGUAAUGCCAAGCAUUCCCUUUGGAUUUCCUAGUGAACCGCACUUCACCGCCGGUUUUACGGCGUUCUUGGCUCGACGUAGACGGAAGGAAGGUCGCCAACGCCGUCAACGCACCACUUUUAGCACCGAGCAGACUUUGCGGCUGGAAGUGGAGUUUCAUCGAAACGAAUACAUUUCGCGGAAUCGUCGAUUUGAAUUGGCUGAAACGUUGCGCCUUACCGAGACGCAGAUAAAAAUUUGGUUUCAAAAUCGGCGUGCGAAGGAUAAACGGAUUGAGAAGGCUCAAAUUGAUCAGCAGUAUAGAAACUUUGUCGUGGCCAAUGGUUUCAUGACCACAAUAAUGGGACACACAGCAAGCUAUCCACCUCCCAUGCCAAUGAUAACAAAUAUUCACCAGAGUUUUUACCAACAACACGGCCACAGCGGCAAUAACGUUUUACAACCAACAACAACUAGACCGCCACCACCACCACCAGCGCUACAAUCAACGAGUCAGCAGCAAACACGCAACUCGAUAACACCGCAUACAGUUACACCUUCGCUGCAUGGCACUAGCAAUAACAAUGUCAGUGUAACUACCCAGUCAUUUAACACCAAUUUCCAUCCACAAGCAACGACACAUUCCGAGAUGCAGCCACAGUCGCGCACGCCGCUGCUCACCACAAAUCAUCAUGAACGCAUUGAUGUCCAUUACGGCAGUUUAAAUGAGCGCACUUUUUACAAACACACACACGGGAACGCUGAAGGUAGCGGCUUGAAUUCGCUCAUCGAUUCGUGUUAGCCAAUUGUG